This is a messenger RNA of Rangifer tarandus platyrhynchus (Svalbard reindeer), 2529 nucleotides long. The record is from the annotation of a GenBank genome assembly. NCBI's taxonomy places the organism in Eukaryota, Metazoa, Chordata, Mammalia, Artiodactyla, Cervidae.
AUGAAGCUCUGGAUUCAUCUCUUGUAUUCAUCUCUCCUUGCCUGUAUAUCUUCACAGUCCCAAUCUCCAAUGUCCUCUGCCUCAGCCAGAGGUUCUUGUGACUCUCUUUGCAAUUGUGAGGAAAAAGACGGCACGAUGUUAAUAAAUUGUGAAGAGAAAGGUAUUAAGAAGUUAUCCCAAAUAAGUGUGCCACCAUCACGACCUUUCCACCUAAGUUUAUUAAAUAAUGGCUUGACAGUACUUCACACAGAUGACUUUUCUGGGCUUACCAAUGCUAUCUCAAUACACCUUGGAUUUAACAACAUUGCAGAUAUUGAGGCUGGUGCAUUUAAUGGCCUUGGCCUUCUUAAGCAACUUCAUAUCAAUCACAAUUCUCUAGAAAUUCUUAAAGAGGAUACCUUCCAUGGAUUGGAAAACCUGGAAUUCCUACAAGCAGAUAACAAUUUCAUUACAGUGAUUGAACCAAGUGCCUUUAGCAAGCUCAACAGACUUAAAGUGUUAAUUUUAAAUGACAAUGCUAUUGAGAGUCUUCCUCCAAACAUAUUUCGAUUUGUUCCUCUAACGCAUCUAGAUCUUCGUGGAAAUCAGUUGCAAACAUUGCCUUAUGUUGGUUUUUUAGAACAUAUUGGCCGAAUAUUGGAUCUCCAGUUGGAGGACAAUAAAUGGGCCUGCAAUUGUGACUUAUUACAGCUAAAACUUUGGUUGGAAAACAUGCCUCCACAGUCGGUAAUUGGUGAUGUUGUAUGCAACAGCCCUCCAUUUUUCAAAGGAAGCAUACUAAGCCGGCUGAAAAAGGAGUCGAUUUGCCCCACUCCACCAGUAUACGAAGAACACGAGGAUCCUUCUGGAUCAUUACAUCUGGCAGUAACCUCUUCAAUAAGUGAUAGUCGCAUGUCAGCCAAGACCACGUCUCUUUUAAAACCACCCACCAAAGCACCAGGUUUAAUACCUUAUAUUACAAAGCCAUCCACUCAACUUCCGGGACUCUACUGUCCUAUUCCUUGUAAUUGCAAAGUACUCUCCCCAUCAGGACUUCUAAUACACUGUCAAGAGCGCAAUAUUGAAAGUUUAUCAGAUCUAAAACCUCCUCCACAAAAUCCUAGAAAGCUUAUUCUCGCAGGGAAUAUCAUUCAUACAUUACUGAAGUCUGAUUUAGUGGAAUACUUCACUUUGGAAAUGCUUCACUUGGGAAACAAUCGUAUUGAGGUUCUUGAAGAAGGAUCAUUUAUGAAUUUAACAAGAUUACAAAAGCUUUAUCUGAAUGGUAACCACCUGACCAAAUUGAGUGGAGGUAUGUUUCUUGGUCUCCACAAUCUUGAGUACUUAUAUCUUGAAUACAAUGGUGUUAAGGAAAUAUUACCUGGAACUUUCAACCCAAUGCCUAAACUGAAAGUGCUCUAUUUAAACAACAACCUCCUACAAGUUUUACCACCACAUAUUUUUUCAGGGGUUCCUCUUACGAGGAUAAACCUUAAAACAAACCAAUUUACUCAUCUACCUGUAAGUAAUAUCUUGGAUGACCUUGAUUUACUGACCCAGAUUGACCUUGAGGACAACCCCUGGGACUGUUCCUGUGACCUGGUUGGAUUGCAGCAAUGGAUACAAAAGUUAAGCAAGAACACAGUGACAGAUGAAAUACUCUGCACCUCUCCAGAGCACUUACACAAAAAGGAAUUGAAAGCACUCAAUAGUGAACUUCUUUGCCCAGGUUUGGUCAAUAACCCAUCCCUGCCAACUCAGACUAGUUACAUCAUUGUCAAUACGCCUACAACCGAAACUACAGCUGAUACUAUUUUUAAAUCACUUACUGACGCAGUACCACUAUCUGUUUUAAUACUAGGUCUGCUGAUUGUAUUCAUAACUAUUGUGUUCUGUGCUGCAGGGAUAGUGGUUCUUGUCCUCCACCGCAGGAGAAGAUACAAAAAGAAACAAGCAGAUGAGCAGAUGAGAGACACCAGCCCUGUGCAUCUCCAGUAUAGCAUGUACGGCCAUAAGACAACUCACCACACCACUGAAAGACCCACAGCAUCACUCUAUGAGCAGCACAUGGUGAGCCCCAUGGUUCACGUCUAUAGGAGCCCAUCCUUUGGCCCAAAGCAUCUGGAAGAAGAAGAAGAAAGGAAUGAGAAAGAGGGAAGUGAUGCAAAGCAUCUCCAAAGAAGUCUUUUAGAACGAGAAAAUCAGUCCCCACUCACAGGUUCAAAUAUGAAGUACAAAACCACAGACCAAUCCACUGAAUUUUUAACCUUCCAGGAUGCCAGUUCAUUAUACAGGAACAUAUUAGAGAAAGAAAGGGAACUUCAGCAACUGGGAAUCACAGAAUACCUAAGGAAAAACAUUGCUCAACUUCAGCCUGAUAUGGAGGUACAUUAUCCAGGAGCCCAAGAAGAGUUAAAGUUGAUGGAGACAUUAAUGUACUCAAGAUCAAGGAAGGUAUUAGUGGAACAGACUAAAAAUGAGUAUUUUGAGCUGAAAGCUAAUUUACAUGCUGAACCUGAUUACUUAGAAGUCCUGGAGCAGCAAACAUAG